AAGGUAGAGAUGGUAAUCAAUUCAAUACUCAUCAAAUUCCAAUGUUAUAUAUCUCACAUUGCGGAAUUCAAACCUCACCCAUCAAAUCCAGAGAGAAGAUUCUAAUUCUUUGACCAAUAGAAAUCAACGCUUAUCAAUCCCCCAUCACUCGUUUAUAGAAGAAAAUCAAAGUCACCUUCAUCUCCAUCUUCACGCUUAACUUGCUUCUGUGUCCUCUGUUUUGCUCUGUAUUUAUCUUCCUUUUCCUCACUUUUGUGGUCGCUAGUUGUCGCUACUCGCUACUUUGUACAGGUAAGAAUCAAGGCCAAAACCUCGAAUAAACCGACAAUUCAAACCUGUCGGAAAUUCCUGUUGUAUCCUCAAUCUUCGUCUGUCCAUACAACAGAUCCCAUCCUAAUUUACUGAAAACGAACAGAGACACACAGAACAAACAAAUUCGACAUGAAAACAGAGCAUCACCAUCAUCACUACCAGAAGAAACCAGCGACAGCCGUCAAAUUAGCAAGACCCGCCGCGUACUUCCUCCUCCUCUUGCUAACUUACGCCUUCGGUUACCUAUCCGCUCCUUCUUCUUCAACCUCCUCGCCAUCACCAACAACACGACUAACCUCUCAUUCUUCUUCUUCUUCUUCAACCUACUAUACACCUGUGCUCCAUCUCACCAAUUCUACACGUACCCAUCUGAACUAUUUUCGGGUCACCGCUCGAUGCGCCGACCCGAUCCAUCCCGACCUCGUCCGCCCGACGCUCCUGCGUUACCUCUUCAACGGAACAUCUCCUUUUACUAAUUUCCCGCCGGAGCACGCGGCAAAGCGAGUCCGUCGAAAGCGGGUCAAAGGGUGGGGCUCCAAAGGCGCGGUCUUCGAGAACCUCAUUCGUCGAGUGAAGCCUCGAACCAUAAUCGAAGUGGGCACAUUCCUGGGCGCAUCGGCGCUUCACAUGGCCGAGUUGACCCGGCGACUCGGGCUGCAAAGCCAGAUCCUGUGCGUGGACGAUUUCCGCGGGUGGGCCGGGUUCAGGGAGCGGUUCAAGGACAUACCGAUGGUAAACGGCGACGUGAUGCUGUACUACCAGUUCAUGCAGAACGUAGUGAGCUCGAACGCGACGGAGUCGAUCGUGCCGGUCCCGUUCUCGAGCGGUUCGGCCCUGAUGAAGAUGUGCGAGAUGGGGGUGUACGGCGACUUGGUGGAGAUCGACGCGGGUCACGACUUCUAUUCGGCGUGGUCCGAUAUAAACCGGGGAUUCCGGAUCCUGAGACCCGGUGGGGUUAUGUUCGGGCACGAUUAUUUCACAGCGGCGGAUAACAGAGGCGUGAGGAGAGCCGUCGAUUUAUUCGCAGCUCUUAAUGGUAAAAAGGUUCAUAUCGACGGUCAGCACUGGGUCAUCGAAUCUUCCUAGUUCUUUCCUUUUUUGUUUUCAAUUUUUGUCACUCUUUACGCAACCGCAAAAGAAAUGUGAAAAUAUCUGUACACUAGUUAGCUUUUUUGCUUCUUAGUAGUAAUUAUAUUAAAGGAAAAAAAAAAAGAUAUAAGGAAGUUGUUAUACAUAAAAGUAGAAGGGAUGUGAGCGUGAGUGAAAGAAUAAAGUGAAGUUGGUUGAGUGAUUGAAAAUGUAUGGUUCAAUUGGCAUAUUGCAUGAGAAGUUGGAAAGGCUUUCAAGUUAGCUUUGGCUCAUCUUAAUGGCUUACCAGGACAAGUAGUUGAUGAUUUUUAAGAAAUUAAACCAGAAAAAUUUAUAUACCUGUUUUCCCCAAGAUGUUGACACCAUGGUCCCUCC
Molecule: messenger RNA, 1776 nt
Organism: Neltuma alba
Lineage: Eukaryota; Viridiplantae; Streptophyta; Magnoliopsida; Fabales; Fabaceae
Exons: 1
Coding region: 442-1398 (318 amino acids)
Source: RefSeq, a predicted model, not a curated record